Messenger RNA from Talaromyces atroroseus, 1854 nucleotides. RefSeq lists its product as hypothetical. Lineage: Eukaryota; Fungi; Ascomycota; Eurotiomycetes; Eurotiales; Trichocomaceae. Gene Ontology annotation, molecular function: protein binding. The transcript is spliced from 2 exons. The record is from RefSeq and is a predicted model, not a curated record. The coding region runs from base 1 to 1854 and encodes 617 amino acids.
AUGGAGCCAGUCAGACCCCCCCGGGACAAGACCUUCCCUUCCAAAGCCAGAGACGAGUCCGAGUCACCUUCAAGAUCCCACUCCAGAUCUAGUAGCCUCCGACGUGCGUCCUUUGGCUCUGUCAAGGAAGACGUUGACGGCAUCGCACAGAGCUUUCUGGAUACCAAGCUGUCGGAGGAUCGGUCGUCAGACCACAGCAGCGCCGUCAACAUGGCUGCCGCAGUUGACCACCUGCCCGAAUUUUGCUGCCCCUGCGGAGGCUUCAUGGGCUGGAAGCAGAUCCGUUUGCGAGGACGGAAGAUGAGCAAGAGCUAUGGCGAUCUGCGGCUUUUGGGUCAUAGGAGCUCUUCAACUGCUUGGGCCUGGGACACCCCAAUCAAACGUCCGAUCAUUCAAGAGGUGCUCGUAGAGCCGGAGCAGAUACAGCCUCGCCUAAGCAUCGAAGAUCUGCCCGUUGAAGUGCUUGUGCAAAUCAUAUCUUACUUGGCCGUUGAACUUCCGCCAAACGGCUAUACCCCUCGCAAUGUUGACCUGGUCUCUUGUCUGUUGACAUCUCGUACCCUCCACUCGGCAACCUUGAGCGUGCUCUAUCGCAACAUCACUAUCCCCCACUCGGUGAUUUUUUCCAAAUUAUUGAAGCACAUCGUUCAAUUUCCGGCCCUGGGGACCAUUGUUCGUCGCCUGGAUUUCUCCCACUUUACCUCUGUGGGCCUUGGCCGUACUCGACAGAUGAAUGCCGAAAUCCAGAACCUGACUACCAAAACACUUAUGCAAUGCUUGGAUUUGCUUCCUAAUUUGAUGGAGUGUCUGUUCCAGGAACACUUGGAGACUGAUAUCGAUGCUGCAGUUGUCCGGAAGAUAUUUGCCGACCUCCCCAAAUUGCGGGCUGUAGACUUCUGCGGCUGCUCUUCACAAGCUUUCUCGACGGGGUUCUUGGAAGCUUUUACUGCCACUUCUGAUAUUCCCAACUAUUUGACGCAAUUGAAAAGGCUAUCCUUGCACGAAUGUAGUGGGUUGUCUUCUGCAGUUUUCGAAAAGCUACUCCCACGAUUGAUCAACCUGACCCAUCUAGACCUUGGGCGAACGCAGAUUACGGAGACAGCUUUGCUUUCCUUGCCAGACACUGCUCGGCUGACCCAUCUGAAUCUCUCAAAGUGCUUGCGGCUAUCCGGUCAACAGGUUGUCGGGUUUUUGAAAACUCAUCCUGCCGUUAACGAGUCGUUGGUUUACCUUAAUUUGAUGACCGAUCCAUCUCGCUAUCGUCUUCUUGAAGCAGAGGAUGUGACUGCGCUGCUACCGAAGCUGCCGUCGACUCUCCGGUCUCUGAAUUUGAAUGGCGCACGGAUUACUUCGGAGCAUGCGCCGCUUCUUCUUCCGUUAACUAAACAUCUGGAAGAGCUCGGGCUUAGUGGAGCAGAGUUAUCUGCCAGUGAUCUAAACUCGUUUUUUGUUCCUCCAAGCUCCUCAGAGGCUGCAAAGUUGUGGCAGCCACCGUCUCUUCACUACGUCGACUUGAGCAAAGUGCCAUCCAUUUCUUUGUCGACACUUUUUAACCCUAGGGUUUGUGUGCUCGUCUCUUCACAGAGUAUGCCACUAGAAGUGAUUGAAUUAAGCGAUAAACUAAUCACUCCUCUCCGCGACCGCACGAAAUCUGCAAAAUCAAAUGGGUGGUCACUUCGAGAGCUUGGUCGUAGAGGCUGGUAUGUCAGAGAGCCGACCAGAAUCGAUACGCUGGCCAUCGACGAUGGGUCACGUUGGUGGAAGAUGGGAGCUCGCUGGUGGGGAAUGAGGAAAAUUCCUGUCACUGUUGGCGAAGUUGGAGGCAUUUAUGGUCACUACAUGUUCAAGAAGUGA